Molecule: messenger RNA, 1331 nt
Organism: Cricetulus griseus (Chinese hamster)
Lineage: Eukaryota; Metazoa; Chordata; Mammalia; Rodentia; Cricetidae
Source: RefSeq, a predicted model, not a curated record
ACAGAGCCAUUUCCGACAGAGUCCCGGACCAGAAUCAACCCGUUCUCACUGGCAGAUGUGGAUAAUGCAAGUCACAAAAUGAGCGGGAACCGGGCCAUUUUACGGCCCCCGGAUGAUUGUCAGCCGCCUGUGGAACUAGGUUCGGACUCCUGGCUCAGAAUCCCUUCGCGAGUUCUCCCUACCUAAACGAGAUACAGCCCGAGAUGUCAGCCCCGCGUCCCCGAUGGAGGCCUUGGAGUCGGAGGGUUUGCUGAUUUUUACCCAGGUCCCCUCCGAACCUCAGAAGCGAAGGGUUAAAGCAGCAGGCAGCAAAUUCGCCGCCGCUUCGCUAGAGGGCGACGCCACGCACCCCGGUGAUCACGUGGUGUCGAGGGCGGAACAAAGCACCAGACUGGCCAAUAGGAGCCUGGAGCGGGGUCCCGGGACUGGAAGAAACGGCGGCCGGGAGGGGGCUACGGGAUCAUGGGGCUUCUGACCAUUCUGAAGAAGAUGAAGCAGAAAGAGCGAUGGCUUGGACAAUGCUGGCAAAACCACCAUCCUCAAGAAGUUCAAUGGGGAAGACGUGGACACCAUCUCCCCAACACUGGGCUUCAACAUCAAAACCCUGGAGCACCGGGGAUUCAAACUGAACAUCUGGGAUGUGGGUGGCCAGAAGUCUCUACGCUCCUACUGGCGGAACUACUUUGAGAGCACAGAUGGCCUCAUCUGGGUUGUGGACAUAGAAGACCGCCAGCGCAUGCAGGACUGUCAGCGUGAGCUGCAGAGCCUGCUGGUGGAGGAGCCCCAGCCCCAUCUUGUCUUUCCCCAGCGCCUGGCUGGAGCAACCCUCCUCAUCUUCGCAAACAAGCAGGACCUGCCUGGAGCACUGUCCUCUAACGCUAUUCAGGAGGCCCUGGACCUGGCCUCCAUCCGCAGCCAUCACUGGCGCAUCCAGGGCUGCAGUGCUGUCACCGGAGAGGACCUGCUGCCUGGCAUCGACUGGCUCCUUGAUGACAUUUCCAGUCGUGUCUUUACUGCUGACUGAGCUUCUUCAGUGUCCCCUGCACACUGUCCAGGUCCCUACCCCUCAUCAGACUCCAGCUGGGGGGGACAGACACCAGCCGACCAGACUAACACUCCCAACCCCGCCGUGACCUGCUGCUGCUACUGCUGCCCACUGCUGCUCCCCAUCCCUAUGCGAGGGCUGUCACCCCGGCUCCUGAAGUGACCUGCAGCUGCCAUGCCAAAAGGAAAGGCUGGACUGGGAGGGACUACCCGCUGCUACCAAGGUCCUGGAUGUCACCUCUGUCCAGCAGAGAGAAUAAAGCACUCCUUUCCUGGUUCCUGGUUGA